Erinaceus europaeus (western European hedgehog) is the source of this 1365-nucleotide messenger RNA. It is a transcript of the gene NABP2, whose product is annotated as nucleic acid binding protein 2. The transcript has a single exon. Gene Ontology annotation, molecular function: DNA binding. Gene Ontology annotation, cellular component: SOSS complex. Lineage: Eukaryota; Metazoa; Chordata; Mammalia; Eulipotyphla; Erinaceidae. The record is from RefSeq and is a predicted model, not a curated record. The coding region runs from base 413 to 1048 and encodes 211 amino acids. Gene Ontology annotation, biological process: double-strand break repair via homologous recombination; response to ionizing radiation; mitotic cell cycle checkpoint signaling.
GGGUGGUGGGCAGCGGGAGGGGACGGGGAUGGACCGACCCUCGGGUUGUGCAGAUGAGGGUUCGGCAAGGUGUGGUGAGUAAGAAUUCCAUUCCCUGGCUCCACACCAGAUUCCAUACCCUCUUCUCCAUCGACUCCCCCUGUUCGGGGCUUGGAACUGGAAAAACAUCCAGGGAGGGGGGCUGUCCAGCUCUAAAACCAUUUGUCCAGAGACCCUCAGAUUCUAAUCUUGAAUUUGAAGGCUCCCAGGAAAGUUCGUUCUUAACUUCUUAGAAUAGUUAGAGGGUUCAAGGGUGCCUAAGUGUGGUAGAUAUAGGCCUUGGGACAUGCAGCAUGAGGGGGGAAGGAUCCAAGUGUUGAGCCUCCAUCCCCCCUCCCCGUCCCUUCUAGUGGGGUGCUGAGGCUCGGGCAGCAUGAUGACGGAGACCUUCGUGAAGGAUAUCAAGCACGGGCUCAAAAAUCUGAACCUCAUCUUUAUUGUGCUGGAGACAGGCCGAGUCACCAAGACAAAGGAUGGGCAUGAGGUUAGAACUUGUAAAGUGGCAGACAAAACACGCAGCAUCAAUAUCUCUGUCUGGGAUGAUGUGGGCAACCUGAUCCAACCUGGGGAUAUUAUCCGACUAACCAAAGGCUAUGCAUCAGUGUUCAAAGGCUGUCUGACAUUGUACACUGGUCGUGGAGGUGACCUUCAAAAGAUUGGCGAAUUCUGUAUGGUUUAUUCUGAAGUUCCUAACUUCAGUGAGCCAAACCCAGAGUACAACGCUCAGCAGCCACCCAACAAGACGGUGCAGAGUGACAGCAGCCCUACAGCUCCCCAGCCACCUGCGGGUUCCCCUGCUACUCCUCCAGUUUCUGAGAACCAGAAUGGGAAUGGACUGAGUGUUCCACCAGGUGCUGGUGGUGGCUCACACCCUGCUCACACUCCUUCCCACCCUCCCAUCACCCGAAUUACUAGGAGCCAGCCCAACCACACAGCCUCUGGCCCUCCUGGCCCUUCCAGCAACCCUGUCAGUAACUGCAAAGAAACCCGGAGGAGCAGCAAGAGAUAGCAAGACAUUCUUCCUCCAUUCCUACCGCUGACAGAUCCCCCAAGUGUGCUGGCAAACAAGACAACCUUGUGCUGGGCUGCCCGCUUAGAGGGGGAGGUCUCAGCUCAGCAUUGUAGGCCCUAAACUUCACUAGGAGGGGCGUUGAGCUGUGUGACCUUUCCCACCCUCAGCCUGGGCUGCUCCUCAUCCACCUGAAGUUGCCUGCCCCCAAGAAUUCAGGGUCCCCUACCUGCCUACCUGCUCUUUAGAAAUGACAGUGAUACGGAUGCAUAAUUGAAUCCCUCCUUCCUAAUAAAUGUUACCAAUCUGAAAAAAAA